Pistacia vera is the source of this 1131-nucleotide messenger RNA. RefSeq names its product protein FAR1-RELATED SEQUENCE 5-like. NCBI's taxonomy places the organism in Eukaryota, Viridiplantae, Streptophyta, Magnoliopsida, Sapindales, Anacardiaceae. The coding region runs from base 141 to 749 and encodes 202 amino acids. The record is from RefSeq and is a predicted model, not a curated record. The transcript is spliced from 3 exons.
UACUCCCACACAUCACAUCACAUGAUCUUCCCAAAAACGGCUCCUUGGACCUUUAAACUUUUGUCUUCGUCUUCACUUGAACCCCCGAAACCAGAACUUUCAAAACUUUCACACCACCCCCCAUUUUCUCUCCCUCUCAAAUGGAUGAUCCCAGCGUUGGAGGACUCAUUCAACAAGCUGUUGCUGCACCGGGAGAACCCAGCACUGAACAGACCCAGCUUGAAACAAACCAGCAAGAGCCUCACGAGGGCAUGUUCUUCGAAUCCGAGCAAGAAGCCAAGUCAUAUUACGACGAGUACGCCAGGCGGGUCGGGUUCUUGACCCGGGUUUUGUCCUCGAGAAAGUCGGAGCGUGAUGGGUCUGUCAUAUCUCGGGGACUUGGGUGUCGAGGAGCUUGUGGGAACCGGAGUAAAGGGCAGAGAGAGAGCUGUUUGGCUAUGGUUUUGUUGAAGAAGGAGAAGCAAGGAAGAUGGGUUGUGAGGAAGUUUGUAAGAGACCAUAAUCAUCCUUUGGUGGCUCACUUGCCGAAGUGUAGGAGAAAACUUGAUGAGAAGGAUAGGAAAAUUCAGGAAUUGACUGCAGAACUGCGGAUUAAGAAAAGGUUAAGCACAGCAUAUAGAGAACAGUUAAAUACAUUCAUGAAAGAUGUUGAAGACCAUAAUGGACAUCUAUCGGCAAAAGUUCAAUUAGUUUUUGACAACUUGAAGCAGCUUGAAGCUGAAAGGCAGGAACUGUUACACCGGAAAUGACUUCCAUAUGCAGAGUAUAUCAUCUUUUGCUUAGAUUGUUAGGUAUAUAUAAUGAACCAGAAAUGUAACUUUGUCCAUAGAAGCAAAAUAGCAAGCACUGACAGAGAGCUAGAUAGCAGUUUGUAUUACUACCGGUGAACAUAUCUAACUCAUCUAUAGAGUUGCUGUAAAGGAAAUAAUGCUGAAAACCGGCGCAACAUUAAAGCUCAUAGUUGCAAUUUUAGAUUCAAACUGGUUUCAGUAGGUACAUCAGAGCAGGAAUUGAAGUUUCACUGUAAAUUUGAGGGAAAAUCGUUCCUGUAUGCGUUUUGUCUUUGUUACUUUUGUUCCUUUGAUCACUCAUCACUGGUAGUCUGUUUUACUAAAACGAAUGUAGAUUUUA